AUGGAAGGACGUGGUGAGGAUACCAAUGCGUUGGUUGGCGAUGUCGAAAGGUCAGUCUCUCUGUUGUCUAGCACCGGCACUAUCUGGAUCGACGUCUACACAAUUAGCUUCAACCCUGGACCAGGCGGCCGACAUCCGGGCUACGGUGCACCAAGCCAAGCCAUCCCUCCACAAAUACGCAGACGACCUCUUCGACACCGCCGCAAAACCACCGAGGACGUCGCAGCCCGCGUGAACCUCAUCAGCGCCCUCCUCCGCGCUGUCAAGGACGACAUCACAGCAUUCCGCAAGUCCCUCCGCGUCCCAUCCCCAGCGGACGGCGGAUCGCGGGUGAAUGCUAGCUCGGAGGGGCCGUCUCUGGGCCAGGUAUCGAACGAUAUCGACGGGGCGUUCGAGGAGAUCCUCAAGCGCGUGCACGAGGCGUUCCCCGCACCCGACGAAGCCGCGCACCACGCCGCCCGCCAGCGCCUCAUCAGUCACAUCUUAGAGGGCGCAGAAAUCGAGCUCAUCAAGAUCCUAUGCGCAAAGCACAACCUCGUAGGCGAAGACGCCCUCCGCACGUUCUGGCGCGGCGUCAGCCCGGUCAUCGAGAGCGCUGUCGUCACGACGGGGGACCUGGCCGAGCAGCACCCGAAGCUGGCCGCAUUCGUCAUUGCGGGGGUGAUCGCCAUGCUCAUCCCCGAGUCGUGGUUCGCCAAACCGCUGCUGCGCCUCAUCGGGUUCGGGCCUGUAGGCCCUGCGAAAGGCUCCCCCGCGGCCUGGGCGCAGCGCGUCUUCUACGGCGCAAACGUCCACACAAAAUCCGUGUUUGCGAGCCUUCAGCGCGUCGCUAGCAGGCUAUGA
Molecule: messenger RNA, 843 nt
Organism: Pleurotus ostreatus (oyster mushroom)
Lineage: Eukaryota; Fungi; Basidiomycota; Agaricomycetes; Agaricales; Pleurotaceae
Exons: 3
Coding region: 1-843 (280 amino acids)
Source: RefSeq, a predicted model, not a curated record